CCGGUGCCCCUCCGCCCGUCCGGCAAUGAAACCCGGUGCAGCGGCCAUCAUGCCUCCCCGUCCGCUUCGCGCAUGGCCAAGCCUCCGGCUUGGAAGCACAUCAACAGAUGUUGUUUCUCUGUCCAGCAGAAGAAGUCUUCGUCGUCAGUUCGUCUCAAUCUGUAUCGUGCAGCCCUUAGUCUGCGUGAUGAUGUUCAAAAUCUUAGUCGCUCACAAUUGAUCAAUACACGAGCCGGGUCCCGCCGUCAGCUCCAUCCUCUGCAGUCAACAUCCAGUCAGCGUCCAAGUCAGCUUCCUGGGUCCCAGAUGUCAUUCCCUGGGGCUAGUUUUCUCUCGCCGCAUAUGUGCAUGCUUCGGCGUGUACGAGGCGCUUGGUGGUUCGUCUCCUAGAAUCGAUAUCGUGCGGAUUUCGGCGGAUUCGCUGGGAUCCUCAUGGUACCGGUUUUGGGGCGUCACAUACGGGCAUGUGGGCAGGCGCGAAUGGAGAUUGGAUCGCUCUUCUUGGCUUCCCCUGGAAUUGGGAGCUUGUGAAUGUGUACACUGGUCGCCGGAUUCCUCUACCACCAAUACGUGAGUUUAAAUCCACCCCGGAUAAACUUGUG
This is a messenger RNA of Lolium rigidum, 602 nucleotides long. RefSeq lists its product as uncharacterized. Bases 73 to 390 code for a protein of 105 amino acids. The transcript has 4 exons. The record is from RefSeq and is a predicted model, not a curated record. Lineage: Eukaryota; Viridiplantae; Streptophyta; Magnoliopsida; Poales; Poaceae.